Alnus glutinosa is the source of this 3301-nucleotide messenger RNA. RefSeq lists its product as uncharacterized. Lineage: Eukaryota; Viridiplantae; Streptophyta; Magnoliopsida; Fagales; Betulaceae. The record is from RefSeq and is a predicted model, not a curated record. The transcript has 3 exons. Bases 2355 to 2864 code for a protein of 169 amino acids.
AAGAAAAAUUAAUAAGAAUUUAACAUUUAAUAAAUUGUAUUUAUUAAAUGAUGGGACUAAUAAUUAUGUUUUAGGCGAUAGUAUCUAUGUUAAGAAAAUAAAAUAAGUUUAAAAUAAAUAGUAGAAUUAUAAUAAUUAUUAUAGUGGGUCCUAGUUGCAUAAAUAUUCAAUUACAUUAAUUAAAGUGUGGUUUAAAUAUAUGUAGGGUCAAAUGUUAAUUGUUAAAUGAUAGAGUUUUAAUAAAAUGAUGUCCUAUUGUAAUUUUUAUAAGCCAGUGGUUUUUAAAAUAGAGGUAAUCUCUUAUGAGUGCCAAAUAUUGCAUAUGUGGACCCCUUAAUUUGCGUUUACUAAACCUUUAGCUUUAUUAUUUUCUAAUAUUUUUGGUUAGUUUUGAUAUUUUAGUAUUUUGCAGGUCAUUGAGAGAAAAUAAUAGCUUUAAGGUGAAAAAUGCAAAGUUUGUAAUAAAGCAUACUUUGAGAAGACCUAAAUGAUGUGGUUAUGUUCAACCAAAUCAAGAAGAUGACUAAAUUGGAAUUUCUCUAAUUGAAGUCCAAAUCGGAUUGAAUUAAAUUUCAGAUUUUGCACAUGUCAUAGUUUUUUUGCUAUAACUUUCUGCUCAAGAAUCGGAUUAAAGUGAAACCAACAGCAUUGGAAAGCUAACUCAAAGUACUACAAAUCAAUGUGAAAUAGAAUUUUUUCACUUCGGACGUUUGCUAUGCCAAACGUGUCCCGCAAUAAAAAAUCGUCAAUCUGAACGAAUUUGGAAUCAUUUUCCUUCUUGGAUGGAGUUUUCAGUCUCCUACUCAAACUAGAAGACUAACCUCCGAUUUUUCUAGAAUAUCUAGGACUUAUAGGGCUUGUUUUGUCCCUAUAAAUAAACCUCUAAGCCUCAAGAAAGAAGGGGAGAAGCUAGAAGCCAAAUAUAUUUUCUUCUUUUUAGUUUAGUUUUUCUUUAGGGUAGGUUUUUAUUUUCAAUAAUCAUAUGUAGUUGGAUUUUCAACUAAGGUUGAGGAUGAAACCUCACCAUUGAAGAACAACAAUAUUUUUAUGUAAGUUUAUAUUAUCCGAUUUUAUGAGUUUUUUAUUUUUAAUUGUUCUACUUCAAUUCAAUUAUUGAGAUGAUUCUUGGAUAUAUAUUGUGAUUUACGGAUACAUGUAAUGAUUUGAGAUAGUUUCAUUUAAUUGAUUGCUUGGGUUUUUAUUUAUCAAAAUGUUGGAUAUUCAUUGUGUUUCGUUCUUCGGGAACAUUUGAUGAUUUGAUUUAAAUCGGAUAUCUUUUGUAAUUUAUACAAAGAAUUGAUUCAUAAAUUUUAGUGAGUUUUUGAAGCAUAGUAGAACAUUGUUGGAGAAAUAAUCAGCUCCAAAGACACGUGGGCCUAUGGUAGUAUCGGGGGCCGAGCCCAUCGGGUUGGCCCGGCCAGAUCAGACCUAAGUACAAGACCAUUCGUUAUCUCCAAAAAGACGGAUAUUCAGAAUAUAUCAAAAUAGGCUUCUAUCCCAUCAAAUAUGGGAUAAAGGUACCUAAUAGAAUGACAUUAGCUAAAGGGGUAAUGUCCUAUCCAGUUUGGACUCUACUACCCAAUUCAAAUUCUAUGAAGAUAAAAUUAAAGACUAUGUGAUCUAGGACUCAGACUCCAAAUCAGAUUAUGCUCCAAGUAUUUUAGCAGUUUUAUAACUGUGAGCCUAUAAAUAAGACUACUACGCCAGGUAUUAAAAAACAGAUUCUCUGAACUCUUGAGAUUACUGAUAUUCUUCAGAAAAUAAGUUUGAACUGACUUAGGCAUCGGAGUGGGGGUCCGGUCGGCACCCCCGACGAGCCGUUUGUUAUUUUGCAGAUUACGAGGAGAACGAACAUCGAGGAAGGCAACGAAUCACAAGGCAACACGUCACCGUACCGGAAACUGUACCAACAAACAUACAUAAGAUUUGUGUGGUGAGAACUUCGAAUGUGUAUUGAUGAACAUGAGAAUAUGUUGCUAUGAUUUGAAGGAGCCGUUCUUCACGCCAUCAACCAAAAUCCUCACCGAUCUCACUCAUCUCCAGUCUGUUCUUCUUCUCUCUUAUGAUCUCUCAUCUCCUUUCUCUCUAGUCGGUUUUGUCGCAGGCAAAUAAAGGAAAAGGCUAUAAGAGAUUUUUUCGAACCAAGGAACAUCAUCUCGCCAUGCCCAGAGUUUCAGACAAGGGGCAGACAUUUUUGUAUAGUUACCCAUCAAUUUUUCCCCUCCUUUCUUACCUCUCUCCAUUAUUACCCCAACCACCAACUGUAUCGUCCCCUUCACUUAAUUCGACAAAAAUCCAAGAAGGAUCUCCCCCAUCACUUCUCUCUAUUUUUCUUAACCAACUUUCAACCAUCCAUGAGCAAGCAAAGGGGUUGGAAAUCUACAUCCGUUUGCAAGAGAGAGGAUGCACUAAGAAGUUGUUGCCAUCUAGGACGAGUAACCAAUGUGAGGCAAGGGCAACAUUGGCUAGAGACUGUGCACUUCACAGGUCCACUAACUAGAUCAAAGAGCAAGAACUUUGGGCUUCACAAAUAUUACAGAUUCAAGUCUGGUCUGCCAUCCCACUUCCCACUGCUAUCCAUCAUAUUCAUCGAUACCUAUGCUACGGGUGACAUGGCCGACGCUAGCACACAAGACCUGCUAGACACCCCUCCAAAAGAGCGUGGCAUUGAGGACCCUUACAUUGACUUGAACUCGCCAUGCAACAUCAUUGAAGUGGAAGAGAGCGAAAAUCUUAGUCCUUCGAGACAGAUUCCACAAGGUAAGGGUAAGAGGUGUGCCACACCGAUGCAAUCCUCCUGGAGCAGCAAGUGGACUGCCACUGGUGAUGCAGCAGCUGAAAUUGACCGAAUGACGGGCGAAUAGUCCGAAAUGAAGAUGGUUUGGGAGCAGAAGCAGCGCAAAGAGGUGGCUUCAAGUUGUGGACCAGAUACGGUGCUUGAUGCGAUGGUGGUCCUCAACGAAGUUGCCGCGGAGCAUCCUGUGAUGGAAGUCAACUAUUGGAAGGCUGCCAUACAUUCCAAGACCGAGCUAAAGCCAAGAUCUUCAUUGGGAUGGAGCCUAGUAAGAGGGAGGGAUGGCUGCUUAGAGGGAUUAACAUGGACUGGUGAUUUUCGGUUGUACUAUUUAGGAAGGUGGGAUGGUACUAUUUUCGGUCUUACCAUUUAGGAGCUGAGUUUGGGCAGCCAAUUUUCCCAGUUUAAGUAUCUCAGUAGGAGAAGUACUAUGGUUGUUUGAAUUAUUGAACUUGUUUAUUUCUAACAUUUAUUUCCCAAUUUAAUAUUACUAAGUGUUGCUUCUAA